Clunio marinus is the source of this 1827-nucleotide messenger RNA. Lineage: Eukaryota; Metazoa; Arthropoda; Insecta; Diptera; Chironomidae. The record is from the annotation of a GenBank genome assembly.
AUGCCGGACGAAGAAAUUCAUCCAGACUAUAAGUUUGGAGUUCUUCUCCAAUUACUCGAAGAAUAUAAUGAGCAGAAUGUUUGGGCUGCAAACAAUCCUUUAACUGAAGAUAACUACGAUGAAUCUAAAUAUCGCCUUGAGAUCGUCAUUGAUCUUACAUCUCGCAUUAAGCAUCUACAUCGGGAAGUAUCGAGAAUAGUGAAAGAUCCAGUUAUGUACCGAUUAGAAUAUAGUAAGUUUUCCACCACGUACAUUCAACUUAUUUCCAAGUGGAAAACUCAAAUCGAAGUCUCAAAGUUCAAACCGAAAAUGACUACUGAAUCUGCUGCUGAAAUGCGACGAAUAUUAGAUCAUUAUACAACUGCAUUUACAGCGCUCGAUAACCUCAAAGCAACUUAUGAAGAUUUAAAAGUUCAUCUCGUUCUACGUAAGCUCGACGACAACACGCAAAAGGAUUGGGCGAAAUUCAUUGACAAUAAAGAAGUAAGCUGGCAAAUCCUCGUUGACUUUAUGACGUCACAAUGGCGAACUUACCAGAAAAUUUCUUCAACAUCAACUCACAAAAAAUCUUCUACAAAGCCUCAAGAAGUUAAAGCUCAAUCUUCUUCCUCUUCUGCUCAGAAAGUAUUUGCUGCUGCUCAAAAUGAUGACUCCACUUGUCUCAUCUGUAAUGAGAAGCACAAGAUUUACAGCUGUUCAAAAUUACUUGCAGCUGAUCCUCAACAAAGAUAUCAUAUGAUAAAAGCUGCUGGUUGUUGCGUAAAUUGUUUCGGCUUCAAACAUCAGCGAAAAAAUUGUCCAAGUUCUUCACGAUGUAGAAAAUGUCAAAAGGAUCAUCACACUUUAUUACAUAUGGAACGUGCUCCUGUAUUGACAUCAUCGCAUUCAUCAAGUCAUGAAAAUAUUUCAUCGACAAACAACUCACAUUCAACUCCUCAAACAAGUUCUUCAUUAAGUUCCGCUAACGAUCGCUAUACUGCCCCAACGCCACCCACAGUGAAAAUAAAAGAAACUAAACAAACAAUGACAGCAGUGACUGCUCACUCCAAUGUAAGAAAAACAGUUUUGCUCUCAACCGUAACUUUUCUGGUUCGUGCAGCAGACUCUUCUUGGCAUCUCACCCGAGCUCUUUUUGAUUCAGGCUCAGAUACAAAUUUCAUUUCGUUUAGAUUGGCUUCAUUAUUGAAAUUGCAUUUUGUUGAUGUUACUUAUUCAGUUUCUGGAAUUGAAGAUCAAACUGUUUCCAUUAAACAUAAAGUUGAAACAGUAAUCAAGUCAAAUGAUUUAAAGUUUCUCAAGCCCGUAGACUGUUACAUUCUUUCAAAGAUAACAGAUGUUCUUCCAUCAUCACGAGUGGCCGUUGAUAAGCAAACCAUUCCAAAUGAUAAAGUUCUAGCUGAUCCCAAUUUUGAUCUACCUUUACCAAUCGAUAUGUUAGUUGGUGCUGACGUUUUCUACGAAGCUUUACUCAAUGAAACAAUCAGAUUACCUCAAGGAUUAAUUAUGACCAGUACUGCAUUUGGUUGGAUACUUGGUGGUUUAAUCACAACACAACUCGAAGAAAAAAGUUCAUUCCUUUCUUGCUUCAGCUUUAAAUUCAUAAAUAUAUGUCGCAAAAAACCAAACAUCACUGGUAACCCAACAAUUGAAGAACGAGAAGAAUCAACUACAAUCAUUAUAAGAUUUUCUCAAGGUAGACAAAUAUUUCUACUUCUCAAUUUACUUAAAACUAACAAGUCAAUUAAAGCUCAAAAUACAACAUUUUUAUGUUCACAAAAGACUCAUAAGUCAAGACCAUGCAAUUCAAGUCAAAACGAAGACAUUUAA